UUUGCCAGGACCCUCUACUUACACUCUUGUUUUACUGCAAAAUAAAGACUGAUGAUGCUUUCAUAUGUGUUACAACUUAAUUACAUACUGCUAAAAUCUUGAAAAUGCCAAAAUAUAUGUUUAUGAAGCAGUUCUCUGGCCAUUUAAACUAAGAGCACAUACAUAUUUUAUAUUAACUUCCAAGGGAAGAAGCAAACAGCAUUUUCCUCUGUGGCAUUAUGGAUUGCUUUUGAAUUGACAAUAAUUUUGAUUUGAGGUAUUCAUCAAGGAACUGUUCUGUGUUGUAUCUAGUGCUGGACUGGAGUAAUUAAGGAACCUGCAUGCUAUUGGGAAGGUAAAGGUAUUACCUCUGUAUUUUGUUGAUCAUUUUAGCUGUGUGUGUGGGCGGGUUCAGCCGUGCACUUAAAUUGCCCUUUCUAACUUCCUCAUUCGGUCUGCUGAGCUGUUGCACUGCUCCCAAGUACACACUGCAUGCCUAACUGUUCUGCAAGGAGGAUCAGUUUCUGCUAAGACAUUUCUAAGAUUUCUUCCAUUUUUCUUAAACUGCAAUUUUCCCUUGUUUUCACUGAGAGCAAGGUUGUAGUGUAACAUCUUAUCUCGGUUUCCUGGUGUUGGGAGUUUUUAUACAAAUACUUUAUUUUAAGAUGUGGUUGUGGAAUUUGAUUGGCCUUAGCAUCAUCAUAAAGGUGCAUGGGUAUUCAGGUGGUUUCUUCCCACAGUCGUGUGAAUCAAUGUCACCUAUGCAUGAAAAAAGAAGAGGGCAAUAUUUUGGUCCUCAGAACACUCAACCGCCCUAUGAGGUCCGUUACCAACAUGGCAAAGAGGGAGAGCCUAUUAAAGUUUUUCUUCAGAGCAAGGAAUCCACAGAGUUCAGGGGAUUUAUGUUGGAGGCUCGAAAGAAAGGCAUGGUGGACGAAGGCCGGCCUGUUGGAAAAUUUAUCGUGCUUGACUCUGAAACAACUAGAACUCUGAAGUGCAGUCAUUUAGAAGACUCGGCUGUUAGUCAAGAAAAUAAUCAAAAGAAGACUUUGAUCCAAGUUAACUGGACAGCGGAAAGAGCAGAGCUAGACAUCACUUUCAGAGCCACAUUUGUUAAGUCUAUAGACACAUUCUGGGAACGAGUGGAUGUGAAUGUCACUUUACCACCACACACCACACCACCACCACUACCACCAAGUACUCAACCAAGUACUACUACAAGUACUGAGCCAAGUACUAUAACAAGUACAACAGAGCCAAGUACUACAAGUACUGGACCAAUUACUACAACAAGUACUACAGAGCCAAGUACUACAAGUACAACAGAGCCAAGUACUACAAGUACUGGACCAAUUACUACAACAAGUACUACAGAGCCAAGUACUACAAGUACAACAGAGCCAAGUACUACAUCCAGUACAACACUGAACGACACUCAAAAAGAGUCCAGAACAUUCAAGCAAGUUACUGUGCCGAUGAUUUUCGACACUGUUUUUGUGGGACUGAAACUGGAACUUCCUAAUAUAGUCACAACCCCCCUCAAAAACAGCCACUUCCUUCAUCGUCUAAAUAAGGGGUUGAAGCUAUCCUGUAGUCUGCUUUGUGCUGCAGUUGAAAUAUCGGCCGUGGUCUUGUUUUGUGUGGGUGAUUCCUUUGAAGUCACUCUCGUUGCUCUUGUGUGUGUGGUGAUAGCGAUUAAUGUCGUAGAGCUGGUAAUCGUCUCUCUGCCAAUUGGACCCAGUCAUGAACUAAAAGAGAUCUGUGACCUUGCUGUCAAAGUGUGCUCUGUCAUCCAUGCAAUUUUUACAAUUGCUGUCGUCUUUAUUGGUGUUUUGAAGAUUGACAACUGCAGUAAGAACAGGAAAGAGUCGUGGCUUCUGAAAGUGAUGGUCACUUACUUAGUGUGGAUUUUCCUGUUUGUAAUUUGGGUUUUCGUAUUCAGUACUCACAGAAAAGCAAUACUGGGGAGAAGAAAAACAGGGAGUUCAAAAAAUACUGAGAGAUGGAGGCAACAAAGAAAAGAGAAGAAGCUCAGUGCAGCCGAAGGGAUUGCUACUGCUGUCUCAGUAAUCCUCGUCGUUGGAAACAUGUCUUUCGCUGUAGCUGUCAUUGUUGGGAUAUCUGGGUGUCAGGAAAAGUAGGCCUGUGCAUGAAGAUGUGCUGGUACUUUGUUUGCACAUGAUUCACAGUUGUUUUUAGUUCUACAUAUUCAAUUUAUGUUGGAACACAUUUUAAAAUCAUUUAUGAAUAUAAAUUCAACUUGAUUACAAAUAGUAGCUUUUGUAAAAGUUAUUAAUAUGUAUGUUGAUAAUGUGAAAUUGUGUUUCCCUGGUUGGUGCCCGGCGAGCUGUGCUGAUACCGCACGUUGAUUCCGAUCUCUAAAUAGCAAUAAAGCCUCCUAAUACCAGAUACCGCUAUGAAACAACAUUACCCGCUUCCAUUUUAUAAUGCCUAGACUUUUAAAUGAAAGUAACAAUAAAUAUGUAAUAUAUUCAUGCCUAACACUUUAUACCAGUAGCCUACAUACCAGUACAACAUACCAGUUAGACUAAACAGACUGGAUAAUGUGUUUUGCUGUUCAUUUUCCAAGGAAGUUUAAUAAAUAAGUUCAUAUCUCGUUUUAUGAGAGUUAAGCCUGUCAACAGGGUGAAAGUGCAAAUAUCUGCUAAAGUUACACUUGCCUACAGUUAUGUAUCUCCUUGUGCCAGGCACAACCAGCCAAUAUUUUAGUGGUGUGAUCAUGCCGUCAUGAGUAACUGUGCAGAAUGUGCUUCUCUUAUAAAAAACCAGCCUUGCUAUACUACAUAUAAGUACUGUAUUCAUAAACAUAGAUGGUAUAAAAUGUGGAGAACUCACUCAUGAUAUUAAUUUCCCCUUGUGUUUAAGGGCAAAGGUAAGUCAGUGAGAUAACACUACAGUACAUAAAUGGAGUCUGUGUCAGUCUGCUGACCUCAUGACAAGCCUGUUGUUGCUUAAGCCAGGAGGAGUAUCUGAGGUCAUGAAAAUGCUCAGAGGUCAGUGUGUAAGGAUGAAUAUAAUGUGUCAUAGUGAUCGACAUGAAAUGAGAGAGAUAAUUAACUUAAUUUUAAAAACAUAUAAAGUUUUACCAUAAGCUGUGUGGAUAUAAUUCUAUAAAUCAGAAUUUGUCAGUUCAGGUAGUUGACAUAUGCAUAUCCAUCUGCAGAGGCACACCUAUUAAACACAUAGCAAAUGAUUAAA
This is a messenger RNA of Siniperca chuatsi (mandarin fish), 3198 nucleotides long. Its product is annotated as cell wall integrity and stress response component 3-like. The transcript is spliced from 13 exons. Bases 645 to 2120 code for a protein of 491 amino acids. Gene Ontology annotation, molecular function: oxidoreductase activity, acting on metal ions. The record is from RefSeq and is a predicted model, not a curated record. NCBI's taxonomy places the organism in Eukaryota, Metazoa, Chordata, Actinopteri, Centrarchiformes, Sinipercidae.